Molecule: messenger RNA, 676 nt
Organism: Humulus lupulus (European hop)
Lineage: Eukaryota; Viridiplantae; Streptophyta; Magnoliopsida; Rosales; Cannabaceae
Product: non-specific lipid-transfer protein 1-like
Exons: 2
Coding region: 117-473 (118 amino acids)
Biological process (GO): lipid transport
Cellular component (GO): membrane
Molecular function (GO): lipid binding
Source: RefSeq, a predicted model, not a curated record
AAGGUGGUAUAUAUUCUCUCAUAACUACCCACAUCUUACUACAUACACAAAGACAUUGCUUCUUUUUGUACUAGUCCACAAAAAUAUAUCUUAAUUAAUAUAUAACCAUUACAAGAAUGGCAAGUUGUUCAGUUGUGAAGAUACUUUGCUUGGUGGUAUUGGCCAUGGUGGUGACAUCACCAGUAACACAAGCUGCCAUAACCUGUGGACAAGUGUCUAGCGCGGUUGCGCCAUGCUUAAACUACCUAAAGGUUGGUGGGGUUGUCCCGGCAGCAUGCUGCAACAGUGUUAGGUCGUUGAACAGUGCAACCAAGACCACAGCCGACCGUCAAGCUGCCUGCAAGUGCCUGCAAUCGGCUGCCAGCAGCAUCAAAGGACUCAACCUCAAUUUUGCCUCUGCACUUCCCGGCAAGUGUGGCAUCAACGUUCCUUACAAAAUCAGCCCCUCCACUAACUGCAACAGUGUCAAGUGAGCUUGAUGGAGCAUAUCGUGAUUUUCCAGCUUUAUAUUAGUAUAUAAUAUAAAAUAUGAGAAUAAAAAAGUACUGUGGGUGUCUUAUGACUAUAUAGCUCACAUCCGUACUUUUAUUUGGUCCUCUCCCUAGAGAGUCGCUUUUUAUUUGUAGCUGUAAUAUCAUGUUACGUUUUUAUGAUGAGUAAAGAAGUUAUAAUGGCA